AUGUCGAAUCUAAAAAUGAAAGAAGCAGCCCUUAUCUAUCUUGACAGAAGUGGAGGCCUCCAAAAGUUUAUAGACGACUGCAAGUACUACAAUGAUUCAAAACAAAGUUAUGCUGUCUAUCGAUUCAAUAUUUUGAUAAAUCCCUCUGAUGUUGUUGAAUUGGAUGCUGAACUUGGAAAUCACAUUUUACACCAUCCUUUAAAAGCUGCACAAGUUUUUCAAUCAGUCUGUUUUAUUGCUAUUAAGACUCUCUCAUUAAUUGGACAAUUGCAGACUGAAACUCAAAUUAAUAUAGUGCUGAAAUUAACACAUUUACCUCCUCUGCCAAGUUAUGGUCUUGAUCUUUGUGAGUUUCCACUUGAUUAUACAUCUCAGAGAUUUUAUAUGAUGCAAGGAAUUGUGAUUGCAAUGACAACUGUAACCAAGUAUUCACAAGGUGCAAGAUUUCUUUGUUCGGAUGAAGCAUGUCCUCUUUCAAAGGGAUUUCAGUAUAUAAGAGUACACAUGCCUGGUGCUACAGAAUCAUCAACAGUAAGAAAUGACUUUUUGUGUAAUCUUUGUUCAUCUUCACUUCAAGAAGACAGAAAAUUUAGAGUACUUGGUGAUAAACAGAUAGUUGAAAUAAUUACCACUAAAGUUCUUCAUGCUUUUCAAGGAUAUAUUAAAAACCAGCCAUUUAGGUUUCAAUCUCUUACAAUUUUUCUGAGAGAUGAAUUAGUAAACAAGAUGAAAAUGGGAAAUGAAUAUAAAAUUGUUGGAAUUCCAGUCUGUGUUAAAACCUCACAAACUUCUGUUUGUAUAGAAGCAAAUAGCAUCACUCUUUGUAAUCCAAAAGUCUUCACUGAAGAUUUUAAUAUUUCAAACAUGAAGAAUAUAGGAGCAGAAAUACAGGAGCCCCAUGAUCUGCUUGUUUACAAGGUUUUAAAAGAAGAACUUUUGAAUUUUAGCAUAAACCUUGCUCCCCGUGGUAUUCGUCAUCCUGUCUCUACUGAAAUUUUUCCUACUCUAUCCAAAAAUAAAUAUGGAACUGGAGCAGUUAGCAUUCAGGCAGGCAGUGCUUUGCUAGCUAAAGGUGGUAUCUGCUUUAUAGGAGACAUAGCUUCUCACAAAAAAGAUAAACUCGAACAACUUCAAUCAGUUCUGGAGAACAGAAGUAUUACAGUAUACAUUCCAGGAAAGAAGUUUGGGGAUGAUGCUGAUCAGCAAAUGACUUUUCCAGUUCAGUGCAGUUUUUGGUCUUUUGUUGAUAUGGAUUCAUCUUCCAGGAGAAAUGCACAGAAACCCAACACUCUAAUUGGUCAAAUGGAUUGCAGUUUGAUUCCAACUAACCUUGUAGACGCAUUUGGAUUAUUGAUAAACUGCAAUGAAUCAUCUCCUUGCCACCAACUUCUUCCUUCUGUGAAACAUGCUUUAAAGAAAGCUAUUGAUCCUGAAGGACUACUUUAUUUAGCUUCUAAACAGUUCACAACUGAAGAUUUUGAAAAGCUACUGGUUUUUGCAAAGAAUUUGAAUAUAGAAUUCAGCUUGGAGGCAGAAAGAAUGAUUCAUGGAUAUUAUCUAUCAAGUCGCAGAAUCAGAACGGACUCUAUAUAUGGAUCAAAAUUGUCAGCAUCUGCAUUAAAAUAUUUGUAGAUGGUUUCUCUACUUCAGGCAAACUGUCUGGCUUCCUACAAAAUGAAGGUAGGUAGUGAAACCAGUGUGGGAGCAGCCAUCUUAUUAUUUGUCACACUAUAUUUUUUUCUUCAUUUAGGGGCCACUGUAUUUUGUGUUGCUCCAAAUGCAUUAUUCCCAUUUGAACUGUAUAAUGAAGAGUAUUUAGAGAAAAGGGAUCUCUACCUCACUCAAUGCCAGCAACAGCUCCAACAGUUCAUUGCCACAUGUGGACCUGGGACAGCUAUUUUCUCUAGUGAUGAAUAAGCAGAGAAAAAAAUUUUCAUUCCUAUUAUAAACAAUGGAUAGUUUUUAGUCUAGAGUGAUUUUGAAUGUUUUAGAUAAUAUACAGUAGUAUCUGGAUGUGUAAAUGUACAAAAUUAACUAAAAGGAUACACACAAUUCAAACUUAAAAAAAAAAUCUCAGCUGGGUAUAGUGGCUCAUUCCUACUGUAAUUCUAGCUACUACAAAGGCUGACAUUAAGACUGCAAUUCCAGGGCAAAAAAUGUAUGACUCUAUUUCAAAAACCAGAGCAAGUCAAGCAAUGGUGGCUCAUGCCUGUAAUCCUAGCUACUCAGGAGUCAGUAAAGUCCAAGAGAUUAUAUACACAGGCACAGCAAAAAGGGACUGGUGGCUUAGCUCUAGUGAUAGAGCAUGAAUUUGUGUUCAAACCCUAGUACUUACAAAAUUUGUGAUUCCAGUUAUCAGUGAAAAUGAAAAAUCCUAGUUGUCACAAGAUGGCAAUAAAACUACCUAUAUACUUUUUCUUGCCAAAUUGAUGUUAUUGUAUUUACAUAGUCUGAAGCUUAAAAUGCUUUUAUAGUUUAAGUCCUAAAUGGAGUCAGGGAAGCCUUGAAAUUGCCCAUGUUGAUUGACUCUAAGUAGCUACAAGAGUCCAAAAGGCAAGAGACCGACUUGCAAAAUCAGUUAUAGAUGGGAUCUUACUGUUGCCAAGGGUAGAACUCCUUGGUUUAAAUCAUCUUCUUGCCUCCAAAUCUCAUCCCAACUAGCUAGACUACAGUAGUGUACCAGAAAACCUAGCUUCUAGUCUUCAUUAAUGUAUCAGUUUCAAAAAUGCUUCAAAGAAACCAAAACAUACUCCCUACAAAUCAUUCACUAUUAUAAAGAACCUACUGGUACUGGAUUGUAAAACUAUACCAAGGCUUAUUCUAAAGCUGGCUCUGUAUAACCUUAAUGCUGUUCUAACAAAACAUGUAUGGAUCAAAAUUCAAUUGCUAAUUAGAGUUGAAAUCCUUCUUGUCACUAUCCUUUCACUUUUCUAGCUCCCUGGGGUAAUGGUAAAACAGUGCUAUCUCAUAAAAUCUAGAGUCUCUAGCUGAGUGCUGGUACUCAUACCUUUAUGCCUAGCU
Messenger RNA from Dipodomys ordii (Ord's kangaroo rat), 3021 nucleotides. RefSeq names its product minichromosome maintenance domain containing 2 (gene Mcmdc2). Gene Ontology annotation, biological process: double-strand break repair via break-induced replication. NCBI's taxonomy places the organism in Eukaryota, Metazoa, Chordata, Mammalia, Rodentia, Heteromyidae. The record is from RefSeq and is a predicted model, not a curated record. The transcript is spliced from 14 exons. Gene Ontology annotation, molecular function: ATP binding; DNA binding; single-stranded DNA helicase activity.